AUAACUUGAUGUGUGAAUUUUUUUCUCUCAAGUGUUUUGUUGUGAAAUUUCAGAUUAAAUUGAGAAAUACUCACGGAUUAACAUAGUAAUCAUGGCAAAUCCUGGUCAGCAACCAUACCCAGCUACCCCUGGACCUGGGGGCUUUCCAGAUGAUCAACGUCAUCAACGUCCUCGCCAUCCACUGGCAAAUUAUCACUUCUCCGCUGAUGAACUGAGAGUCCUGAAGGAAUGUAACAUGGAGAGCUUCUAUCAGAGAUCCCUUCCACUUGGCACCGCUUUGGGAUUGGCGGCGUACUUUGGCGUGAAAAGAGGUUUUCUGAAGCCAAACUCACGAUGGGGUGCUGUGCCGAAGGUCUGCCUUGGUGUCAUUGUGGGAUACUUUGCCGGCAAAUUCAGCUACCAAAAGAAGUGUGCAGAGAAACUCAUGCAACUCCCCAACUCCAAACUCGCCGAAGUGCUUAAGCAACGCAAGAGGGGCGGAUUGUACGAGGGAUUAACUCCAGAUCAGGGAUUUGGUACUGGACUUGCUCUUCCACCAUUUGGGAAUACAACAACGGACUCUUAUAGCGAUGAAGCCUAUCGGCAGAAUCGCUCCAGUGCACUCAAUUUAGAUACUGACAGACCUGCUAAUGCUGAACUGGAUGAUAUUUAUCGGCCAAAUCUCGAUGCAGAAGCAAAGCCGGCUCCAAUAACGAAAUUCGAGGAUAACUUGCCUCUGGAUCCGCCCAAAAGUUCCACAACUUACGAUGAGCUACGGCAGAAGAAUCGCGAGGAGUACAUGAGGAAAAUGCGUGGAGGGGCACCAGCUGAACCAUCACCACCACCUCUUGUGGAGAGGAAACCACUCCCGCCGCGGGAAGCUGCACCAGAUGUAUCGGCGUCAGGACAGAAAAAUAAAUACGGCGAUGUUUGGUCGCAAUGAGUAUUGCAGCAACAUACAACGUGCAAGUUUGAAAGUUUUUUUUUUGAGUAAUAAUUGUCUAGUUUGAAAAAAAAAUACAUAAAUAAGCUAAAAA
Messenger RNA from Lutzomyia longipalpis, 1016 nucleotides. It is a transcript of the gene asrij, whose product is annotated as OCIA domain-containing protein 1. Lineage: Eukaryota; Metazoa; Arthropoda; Insecta; Diptera; Psychodidae. Bases 92 to 922 code for a protein of 276 amino acids. The transcript is spliced from 6 exons. Gene Ontology annotation, cellular component: endosome. The record is from RefSeq and is a predicted model, not a curated record.